CAAACAACACAGAACUUUAGCUACUUGCAUUGCGGUUCUCUCAAACUCAGUCUGGAGCCCUUGCACAUGAUAGCAAACCGUUUCUUCCAAAGACGAAUCAAUACCAUCUACCUACAGACUGUUUUCUGUAUCCCCGAAAUUUUCACUUGCCCAGCGAACGGUUUGCCAGGUGCACAAUGCUAUCGAGAAGAAACUGGGCUACUCUACUGCGGCGGCGGCGACUUCUUGACACAGGAAUAAGCCCAUCACCAUCGCUAUGUAAUAGUACACCCGACCCGUCUACAAGCCUGCUACCGUCGCGUCCUUCUCGAGAAGGAAGUAUUCGGGCCCAACACACGGCGACUUCAAACUCAAACUCAAUUCCAGAUACAUAUGAUGUCUGUAUUAUUGGUGGAGGGCAUGCGGGCUGCGAAGCGGCGACAGGUGCUGCCCGUACUGGCGCACGAACAGUACUGCUAACCCAGCGGAUUGAUACUGUGGGCGAGCUCUCAUGCAAUCCUUCCAUUGGUGGUGUUGGAAAGGGUACACUAGUGAGGGAAGUUGAUGCUCUGGAUGGCAUUAUGGGAAGGAUCGCGGAUAAAGCUGGUAUACAGUUCCGCAUGCUCAAUGCGUCAAAGGGUGCAGCUGUUUGGGGACCUAGAGCGCAGGUAGACCGUAAGAUCUACAAGCGCCAUAUGCAAGACAUCAUUUUUGGCUACCCAAACCUGGAUGUACGUGCUGCAAGCGUAUUUGACCUCGUAUUCGACAAUAGUCCCUGUACGUCGACAUCAUCAACGUGGGGGACGGUGACAGGCGUCCGGCUAAAAACUGGAGAUGUGAUCAAGUGUUCCAAAGUCGUUAUCUGUACUGGGACUUUCCUCGGCGGUGAAAUUCACAUUGGGAUGCGUCGUAUACCUGCAGGACGCAUUGGAGAGGCACCCUCGACAGGUCUUUCUGCAUCCCUCAACGCAGCAGGGUUCAAACUGGGACGCCUGCAAACUGGCACACCUGCAAGGUUAGAUAAGAAUAGCAUUGACUUUAGCCGGAUGGAACGACAAGAUGGAGAUGAAAAACCUCAGCCGUUUUCAUUUGUCCAUAGGGCAGUAGACCAUGCUAACAACCAAAUUCCGUGUUUUCAAACUCACACCACGCUGGAAACACAUCAACUCAUCAAGGACAGUAUGCACCUCAGCGUGCAUAUUCAAGAGACCAAGAAAGGUCCGCGAUACUGCCCCUCACUAGAAGCCAAAAUUACUCGCUUUGGGCACAAGGGUAGUCAUACCAUCUGGCUUGAGCCAGAAGGAUAUGAUUCUGACCUGAUAUAUCCCAAUGGAUUGUCGUGCUCGAUGCCCGAGGAACUCCAAGAACCGAUGAUGAGAACAAUACCAGGUCUUGAACAAGUCAAGAUGCUGCGGCCGGCAUAUGGCGUUGAAUAUGAUCAUGUUGAUCCCCGCGAGCUGACCUCGACAUUGGAAACAAAACGCAUCAAGGGUCUUUACCUCGCCGGCCAAAUAAACGGUACAACCGGUUACGAGGAAGCCGCUGCUCAAGGUUGCCUUGCAGGAAUAAAUGCAGGCCUUUCAGCCCGAGGCCGUCCCCCAAUGGUGCUCACCCGCGCAGAUGGAUUCUUGGGAGUCAUGGUAGACGAUCUAAUAGGAAAGGGAGCGGAAGAACCAUACCGGAUGUUCACUUCUCGUUCAGAAUAUCGUAUGACGCUGAGGAGCGACAAUGCCGACAUGCGGCUGACUGAGAUUGGGCAUUCUGCUGGAAUUGUCUCUCCUGACAGAUGGUUAGUCUUUUUGAGUGACCGGGAUGCCAUACAGCAAGGCAUCGAGCUUCUCAAAAGCGUUGUGCUCAGCCCGCAGGGUUGGGGGAGAUACGGAUUUUGUAUUGGACGAGAUGGUAUCAUGAGGAGUGCGUACGACAUGCUGCAGAUUCCAGGUAUGACCGCCGCCGAUCUCGUGCGUUCCGGAGCUGUUCCACGUCUCGAUCUUGUGGAACCAUAUAUUAGAGCACGGAUCGACAUAGAAGCAUCCUACGCUCCUCACCUGUCACGGCAGCUGGCAGACCUUGCAUUAUUCCAUUCCGACGAGUCGCUGCUACUGGAUCCUGAUAUGGACUACUCCAAAGUGCAAGGGUUGAGCGACGAGGUGAGGGAGCGCUUACAGAGGGUCAGGCCCACGACUUUGGGUGCCGCCAAACGCAUGGAAGGCAUGACUCCGACUUCUGCGAUCUACUUGCUAAAGCAUGCCAGGAGGACAUGGCGAGCAACUGAUGCACGAGAACCUAUCAGAGAAGAGCAAGUGGAAGCGGUACAUUUUGCUGAUCACCGGCCUCUUUUGACGGCUGCAACUGUAUAAAUAUCUUUUCGGAGCAUCGCUAUUCACUGUACCGUUGACGUGGAUGUCUUAUACCGUGACCGUGUACGUCCGGAAAGCUAUGUAUAGGUCGGGGGCAUUCGUAGUUAAAAGAAGGAUUCCUUCACGGCU
Suillus clintonianus is the source of this 2468-nucleotide messenger RNA. Its product is annotated as mitochondrial translation optimization protein. Gene Ontology annotation, biological process: tRNA wobble uridine modification; tRNA methylation. Gene Ontology annotation, cellular component: cytosol. The transcript has 17 exons. The record is from RefSeq and is a predicted model, not a curated record. Gene Ontology annotation, molecular function: flavin adenine dinucleotide binding. NCBI's taxonomy places the organism in Eukaryota, Fungi, Basidiomycota, Agaricomycetes, Boletales, Suillaceae. Bases 177 to 2339 code for a protein of 720 amino acids.